GACCCUCUGGUGGUGGUGAUGGUGGUGGUGAUCUCUGACUGUGCAGCUCGCUGCCUGGGUCGAAUUUCCAAAAUGACUUUUGAACUGGUAUUUGGGCUCUGGGAAUUCGACAACUUUCACAAACUCGGCUGCAAGUCUGGAGUGGUUUUGUUUGAGCUUCAGCAUCACUUCCCCCUCGCUUUCCUGGGCAACGUGACAAAGGCGAUCCUGGUGCCCUCCCUGCCCGUGCAGCGUGCCGCCCGGGGACCGGCAGCACUCGGCAGCCUCGGGCUUGGCUACUGCAAAAGAGCACCUGCUGAGUCCGAGGAAGAAGAGCAGAUGCAGCAGCGAUGGCGAUUUCUGAUCCACCUCUGCUGUGAGAGCCCUGCAUGGAGCCCAGCCGGAGCUGAGCAGUGUCCCGACAGCCCACCUCGUGUCGAGGAUGCCGUGCAAAGCCGCGAGAGCCCGACAGCAGAGCCAAGGAGGGAAGCGAGGAGGACAUGGGCCUCCCCGGAGGAACACGCGAAACACCUGAAGAAGCCUCAGCUGGACCAGGGCUUCACCGUGCUGCAGGAGCCGGACGCGAUCCCAGCGUGCAGUGGUGGUGAAGAGGAAGACCCCGUGGUCCGUGGAGCUCCCAAACACUGCGAGGAAGGGAACUUGCAGGUUGUCUUUAAUGGAAUGGUUUUAGUGUCUUUCAGAAUCAAUGUGGCAAACUCCUUGCUGGAAGCGCGGGUGGAAGGCCGCCCUGGCUGGCUCCUGGCGUGCCACGAGCGCUGGAGCCUCUCCCUGGGCACCCUGCUCUGCCGGCGGCUCGGGUACCUCAGAAUGACCCAUCAGAAAGGAGUGAACCUGACGGACGUCAAAGUGAAUGAUACACAGGAGUUUGUUCAGGUGAGACCCCACCAGGAAGGCAGCCUGGAAGACAUCUGGCGGGUCAGGAGCAGCUGUGACUCCGGUCGCAUCGUGGCUCUGAGAUGCUCAGAGUGUGGGCUGCGCCCCGGCACUGCGCGGGUGGUCGGGGGGGCGGACGUGCCCCCGGGGCGCUGGCCCUGGCAGGUCAGCCUGUACCACGGCUCCCAGCACCGCUGCGGAGGCUCUGUGCUGGCCCACCAGUGGAUCGUCACGGCGGCUCACUGCCUGCACAGUUACAGGCGGCUUCAAGCCUCUGCCUGGCUGGUGUUCGCCGGUGUUAUCGCCCACGGCUCGAUCAAGCAGGAGGCCGGGGUAUCAGUAAAAAAAAUAAUUUACCACCCACUGUAUAACGACAAUAGCCUGGACUACGACAUUGCUCUGAUGAAGCUCCAGGUCCCCCUGAAUUUCUCAGAUGCCAUCCGUGCUGUGUGCCUGCCCCCCUCCCACCAGGACCUCCUCCAGGGCACCCAGUGUUGGGUCUCCGGCUGGGGCUAUACCAGACCAGACCAAGCACAGGUCACCGAGACACUGAAGGAAGCGCUCGUUCCCUUAAUCGGAACGCAGCGGUGCAACAGUUCCUGCAUGUACGCAGGCGAGCUCACCCCCAGGAUGCUGUGCGCCGGCUACCUGCACGGGAAAAUAGAUGCCUGCCAGGGUGACAGUGGCGGCCCCCUGGUUUGCCAGGAUGAAUUCGCGUGGCGCUUGGUAGGCAUCGUGAGCUGGGGCCAGGGCUGCGCUGAGCCCAACCACCCUGGGGUUUAUACCAACGUGGCUCAGCUCCUGCCAUGGAUUUAUCACGUCACGGAGAUCUACUAG
This is a messenger RNA of Charadrius vociferus (killdeer), 1710 nucleotides long. RefSeq names its product transmembrane protease serine 5-like. Gene Ontology annotation, molecular function: serine-type endopeptidase activity. Gene Ontology annotation, biological process: proteolysis. The record is from RefSeq and is a predicted model, not a curated record. The annotation marks the transcript as partial. The transcript has 13 exons. Gene Ontology annotation, cellular component: membrane. Lineage: Eukaryota; Metazoa; Chordata; Aves; Charadriiformes; Charadriidae.